This is a messenger RNA of Leguminivora glycinivorella, 2385 nucleotides long. RefSeq names its product translation initiation factor IF-2, mitochondrial (gene mIF2). Gene Ontology annotation, molecular function: GTP binding; GTPase activity; translation initiation factor activity. NCBI's taxonomy places the organism in Eukaryota, Metazoa, Arthropoda, Insecta, Lepidoptera, Tortricidae. Gene Ontology annotation, biological process: translational initiation. Bases 233 to 2353 code for a protein of 706 amino acids. The record is from RefSeq and is a predicted model, not a curated record. The transcript is spliced from 16 exons.
UUGAGGUUAUGUUUUGCAGAUCGCACUAUUAACGUACAAGUUAUUGGCAAAUUCGCUGAGUGUACUCAUAAUUAUGCUAAAAACUAGCGUGUAUAUAUCCUCCAAGCGCGUCGGUUCCUAAAAAAGUUUUUAUAUGAUUAUUUAAUAUUUUAUAACCCUUACUUUAUUUACAUGUAAUACCAUUGUGUAAUUACUAUUUAGUUCCGAAUUAGGAUUUUUAAACAUAUACAACAUGUACAGAAACCUUUUAUUACGUUUGCCCAUUAGAUCAUUAAAAAGGGAAGCACUGCCACUAUUUACAAGUAUCAAAAAAACACCAGAUAUUAUCGUUCAGGCUCGUCAACUAUCAGUGACAUGUGUAUAUUGCAAAAAACGGAGAUCCAUAGAAGAAAAGGCUGUGGAAACUCAAGGAAGGCAGGCUAUAAGAUACUCCCCAAAAGCAGGAUCAGAAGUGGUGGGCAUAUGGAGGAACAUGACCGUGCGAGAGGUGGCUGAAGUGCUGAAGAAGGAUGUUGAACAUGUUUUCAAAGUCUUGGAAUUCGCUGACAAGACAUCAGAUAUAAACUACAAAGCAGACACGGUGAUACACAACCCGCAGGUGGUUCGCGACAUAGUGAAGAUAUCGGGAUUUAGGUUCAAACUGGUGCCUAGGCCUGAUGAAGAGCUAGAGGUGGAGGAGAACAAGGACGCGGUCCCUGCACCACCAGCGCCACCUGAAGCGCUGCGUCCCCGACCGCCCGUCGUCUGCGUCAUGGGCCACGUCGACCACGGCAAAACUACACUUCUAGACGCUUUGAGAGAUACUUCGGUCGUGGAUCAGGAGUUUGGAGGGAUUACGCAGCAUAUAGGGGCGUUCGAAGUGAAACUAGUUUCUGGCGAAACAGUGACAUUCCUCGACACGCCAGGUCACGCCGCGUUCACAGCCAUGAGAUCGCGAGGAGCGUUCGCGACGGAUAUAGUCGUGCUCGUGGUAGCGGCCGACGACGGCGUCAUGGAGCAGACUUUGGAGUCCGUGCGGAUGGCGAGGGAGGCUAACGUUCCCAUUUUGGUGGCGAUCAACAAAAUCGACAAGCCAGGUGUGAACAUUGAAAACACAAUGCGCUCCCUAGCGCAGCAUGGAGUCGUGUGCGAAGCCCUGGGUGGCGACAUCCAAGCCAUCCCCGUCUCAGCGCUCAAGAAGACCAAUCUAGACACUUUAGUAGAAGCAUUGACAUUGCAAGCACAACUUAUGGAGUUAAAAGCGGACCCGAGUGGGUAUGUGGAGGGGGUUGUCAUUGAGGCACAACUUGAUCCUAGAACUGGAAAACAAGCUACAGUGUUAGUGCAGAGGGGAACGCUGCGCCGCGGCAGUGUCAUUGUGGCUGGAAGUGGAUGGGCCAAGGUGCGCGUAUUAAACUCUGCGGAGGGUCGUGUCGUGUUAGAAGCGCCUCCAUCUACGCCUGUUUCCGUGCUCGGCUGGCGAGAGCUGCCUUCAGCUGGGGACCAGGUCCUCGAAGUCAACUCGGAGAAACGCGCCGCCGAAGUGAUGAAAUGGCGGCACAACCAGCGUAUGAAAGAGAAGCAAGCUUCAGACUUAGAAGUGAUCGCCGCUAAAGAAGCCACUCAUAGACAACAAUACCGUCAGCAACUAGAGAGGAAACGAGCUAUGGGCAGGAUGCGGUUGCGACCUGUCGGACCAAGGCAGAAGAUGAUUCAGUACGAUGACCAUCCAACGCUCAGCGUUAUCGUUAAAGGUGACGUGGAUGGUUCGGUGGAGGCUAUUCUGGACAUUUUGGAGACAUAUGACGAGCACGACACGGUUCGGCUGGAUCUAGUGCAUUUUGGAGUUGGGCCGGUCACUCCAAACGAUUUGGAGAUAGCUGAAGCCUUCAACGCCGUUAUAUACGCUUUCAACGUGGACUGUCCAACGCCUCUUAUCGUUGAAGCCAAGAACAAGAACAUAGGCCUGAAGAAACACAACAUCAUUUACAAAUUGGUCGACGAUGUGAAGGAUGAACUCAGCGCAAGGAUCCCUAAGAGGCAGGAGGAAGAGAUUAUUGGUGAAGCCAACGUCCUUCAACAAUUCAUGGUGACUGAGGGUAAGCGCAAAGUCCCGGUGGCCGGAUGCCGCUGUGUGAAAGGCUCUUUACAACGCAACGCGCUGUACAGACUUAUACGAAACGGAGAGGUUGUCUACGAAGGUAAACUAGCCUCAAUGAAACACCUGAAAGAUGAAGUGAACACAAUAAAGCGUGACAUGGAGUGCGGACUGCGGUUGGACUCGACCGACGUGACUGUCAACCCGGGAGAUACGUUAGUCUGUUACAAACUUGUUGACGCUAGCGACAGGACCGGCUGGGACCCCGGCUUUUAAAAACUAGUGAAUAUAAGUAAAUAUGUAUAUUA